UUCUCUUCCAAGAUCUACACGCCGCGAAAAACCAUACACAUAGUUACGCAUCGGAGUUCGACGCCAAUAUGACUGAGCUCGGCAGUAAGUUUGGGAGGCCGGACCUCGAUCGCAUUGGCAUUUUCAGCGAGGCGCCGUACAUAUCAAUCGGGGACCGCUACAUCUCAAACAAAAAUGGGUCGUCACUUUCCGAGCGCAAUAAAGGGAAGCAGUUCUUGACAAACCCAGGGAAGAGGGGUCACGACACGAAAGAUGUUUAUUUUGUAAAAGACUCAAUACGUCUUUUUGAGAACGAAUCGUACACCGACCCUGUGUCCCUGAGGCGCAGAUGGAGGAUCCAAGCAAAGGAGAAAAACAUCGUGCCAAACCCCUUCCGCCCGUCUAACGUUCCCCCGACACCAUCCGGGAAAGGGUCUUUCUAUGGAACGUUCGCUCAGCAGUGGCCCAUAGAGCGAAAGAAUGAAGGCAGCAUUCCCUCGUUCACAGCUACACGGGAAUCCGCGAGAGGAUUACCGCCAAAAAAGAACUUCCUGACGAACCCCCCAAAGAAGGGAACUGGCUAUGGAUACCCCAACGUCACGAUUGGGACCGCGCACGAAUAUAUUGGGGAUGCUUACAAUGCGGCGGAAAUGGGAAACAGGAAAGAUCAUGCGGAACACAAGAAAAGGGUCGUUGGAGAACGUCCCUUUGUUAGCAGUGGACAUCACAUGGAUUUUUUCAACAAUUUUGUAUCGCUCGAUACAACUGACGGCGCAAAAGCCCCACCCAAACCAACCUCCGCCAAAAGAACUAUCAAGCAGCCCAACGUUCCUUUCAAACCAUCGUCGUACCCAGGAUACACGAUCAAUAAGUAUCCAUCGGCCGAGGAACCAGGCAAGGCUUCGGAACCAACUCAUCCGAAAGGCCCGACGCUCAUUUUCCGACCUGGCGGGGUACCGAAAACGUACCCUAUCCGGUCUAUCGUCGAGACCAAUAUUCCGCUCGCUCCACCGCCAUGGAUUAGAGCCGAGGCUGAGGCCGUUAAAGCGAUGACAACAUCGUUGAAGGCUAGCUAGAUAGAUUAUAGGAGAAGAGCGCAGAAUAGGACGUUCUUUCAGAUGUAGUACUUUCUUCCACAGCUUCUUAUCAUUUCCUGACAUUCCCGCUAUGGAGGUUCGCCAGGGGGCAUAUCACUACCCUACAAGUACCCGGGUUACACUAUCAAUAGUAUCCAUCGGCCGAGGAACC
Messenger RNA from Fimicolochytrium jonesii, 1227 nucleotides. RefSeq lists its product as uncharacterized. NCBI's taxonomy places the organism in Eukaryota, Fungi, Chytridiomycota, Chytridiomycetes, Spizellomycetales, Powellomycetaceae. Bases 69 to 1055 code for a protein of 328 amino acids. The record is from RefSeq and is a predicted model, not a curated record. The transcript has 8 exons. Gene Ontology annotation, cellular component: centrosome.